Messenger RNA from Kalmanozyma brasiliensis GHG001, 4119 nucleotides. RefSeq names its product Sad1/UNC-like, C-terminal. The record is from RefSeq and is a predicted model, not a curated record. NCBI's taxonomy places the organism in Eukaryota, Fungi, Basidiomycota, Ustilaginomycetes, Ustilaginales. The transcript has a single exon. Gene Ontology annotation, biological process: protein folding in endoplasmic reticulum. The coding region runs from base 1 to 4119 and encodes 1372 amino acids. Gene Ontology annotation, cellular component: membrane; cytoplasm.
AUGGUCGCUUCCACAUUGGUGCCAACAGACUCGCUGGUGGUCCAGGAUGCAGAACAGAUCGGCCUUCGCCCUGGAUGCAGAAGGUCUACGGAUUUCUUUGACCAGGUCUGCAGUAAUCCAUCGAAAGGCUCCGAAGAUGCUGCCAGUUCAGCCUCGAGCUCACUCGCACCUGGUGUCACCGCCGACCUGCUUGUAUGCGACCUACCGGAAGUCGAGCCCUUGAUUCGACCAGACCUUGACGGCAAACCAAGCGAGGGACGAGUCCGUGCCACCUACGCCGUCUCCGGCACCAUCGUACUUGACGAAGCUGCGGGGCAGCUUCAUCCGGAAGCCAAUCGAUUUCCAGAACUUGGGACCUCCCCCGCGUAUACCGACAAACCACAGGGAUCAGGUCAAGCUGCCGACCAAGGAUCUGCCAGCAGACCAGAUGCCUCCUUCCCGGGUCCUGACGAUGAUGGUUUUUGGAGACAGAGAGAAGGGCAGCACGAAUGGCACCCCACAUCAGAUGGUGUCGUCAAACAAUCUCAAGACGAACAAGAGAAUCGCGGCGUGGACGCUCAGACCGCUCACGACCCCAAGCGAGGCGCAAGUCACAAACCCGGCCAAUCAGACGCUUCUCCAUCGAGCGAAUACGAUGCUUGGUCGGCCGAGCAAGAUCAGGGCGCAUUUCUGAGCUUCAAAGAGUGGACGGAACGUCAUGCUGCGAAGGAUCCUGGCCAAGCUCGUGGACCGAAUUCGAACACAGCAAACUCGCGAGCCAAGACCGUACCACCUGCUUCAUCUGAUUCAAUCGCAGCUCCGGAGCACACACAGACACAAGCCAGGGCUUCAGACUCAAAUCACGGUCGACAUCCGCAGCAGGACUCAUUUGCUCAGACGGCAAACUCGAGCGGCACCGGCCCUAGUUCGAUUCAUUCUGCGUCGCACGCCUCGGCGUCUGGUCUGGCGGGAAGGUCUCCAACAAGCGAGCACGACGCAUCCACCAGAGCUGAAACCCACAUCGAAAGGUCGCCGGAUCCCUCAAAACCAGACAUGCCCAAGAUUUCGCAAGUGGCAUCCAGCGUGGCGGCAGGCAACACAGGCUCACAGCUCUCGAAACUCAAACACCGAUGGAACUUCGCCUCGUUGGACUGUGCUGCGGUUGUGCACAGGACGAAUCCUGAUGCAAAAUUCGCCAGCUCGAUUCUCAGCGAGAAGAAGGAUCGCUACAUGCUCUCGCCAUGUCCACAGCCCGGAGGCAAGCUCAAAGGCGGCAGCCAAUUUGUCAUUGUCGAGCUUUGCGAGGAGAUCAAGAUCGACACCAUCGUGCUUGCCAACUACGAAUUCUUCAGCAACAUGUUCAAGAAGUUCACGAUUACAGCCGCUCGCCAGCUGACUGGUAGAGAAAGCGAUUGGACGCAGCUUGGUGUCUUUCGCGCUCGCAACAUUCGAGGCCAACAAGUCUUCAGGAUUCCCUCUGCGCCUCGGUCCGAGGCCUUUUUCCGCUACGUACGCAUCGACUUUCUCGAGCAUUUCGGCAGCGAGUACUAUUGCCCUGUCAGCUUACUGCGCGUCUAUGGAAUCACUGAGAUGGAAGAGUACAAGAGGGAGUUCGAGGAACCCAGCGGAGACAUGGAUCCCAUUCCGGAGAUCGCUGGGGCCGAUCUGAAGAGCACUGAUGAUUUGCUGCGGCCUUUGCCCACUUCAGCGGACGUUGCUCCAGUCGACCUACCACAACCGGGCCAGUUCCAUUCCAUCCGGGACACUCCCGAUCUGACGGCACAAGACGAGGACAUCUGGCGCAAGCACGAGCAAGCUUUCCAACGCAAGCUACAAAACCAGAGUUCCAUCCUUUCGGCCACGGAGACUGAAGCAUCGGAGAAUCUCGUGUCGCAACACGAUAAUCUGUCUUCGCCUGCCUCGCCGCAAGUACCUGAGCAAUCUGUCAAGCAGCCCGAUCCGCGCCCGCGACCUUCGACCUACCACACAGCGGCGGGCAUCAAAGAUACGGCACAGUGCUUUCCAGAAGAAAGUCCUGGCGCUCAGAAAAGGGCAAGCGAAGUGUGUGUCGUACCUCGAGGAAGAUCAAAGCCUUCCUUUCAUUUGCAGGCUGUCCCGCAUCGUGAAGCAAACCCUGCUAACGAUCCAGCUGGCAUCGGCCAAGCUGCUAAACGCAGGAUGGCUCCAGACAGUCCGCCGAUCAAAACGGAUUCCGCGUCUCAAGCUCGAGCGGCGGCAGAUCCUGAAGCUGAUCGCAGUCGUCGCGCAAACGGCCAACGUCCUAGCGGAGCGCACUCGGGCCAGCAAGGCGGUCCCGGCAGCGAAUCGGUCUACCGCGCCAUUCACAGGCGUCUCAAUGCUCUGGAGUCCAACGCUACUUUAAGCCAUAGCUACAUCGAGCAUAGCGGGCGAAUGUUGCGGGAGGUUUUCUCGCGCAUGGAAAGACGACAAGAGAGCCGCAUGUCCGACAUGCUUCGACUUUUGAACGCCAGUAAUUGGCAACAGAUCGAGUCGCUCAAGCGAAGGCAGCACGUUGAUCUUCAACGCGCCAUCUUCGAAUUCGAUGUCCAUCGUCAGCAAGCCGACAACGAGCGCCGGGCCCUGCUUCGCGAAGUGCAGAUCUUGGCCGAAGAGGUGCUCCUCGAGAAGAGGCUUUCCAUUGCGCAGCUCGUCAUGCUGCUGGCCGUGUUCGUUUUCAUAGGCUUGACGCGAGGAUCGAGAACAGUGCCUCUGCUGCAUGCCGGCUUCACAAAGAUUGGACGCAGCUCCAAGCGGUCGGAAGGCAAAAUCGACAGCAAAUUGGUUGUUCCGGCUUCGCCAAACAGAGCCACCGCUCGAACCGACCCCAAGUCCGAUGCCGCACAGUCUCCUGCUGACCCCUCCAGAGGAGCAAUGCCGUCACAGACUCACACAGAUACAGUCACGGAAAACAAUCUGGGCGCCGCGACCCUAGCUCUGCCUCCACGACGCUAUGUCGAAGGCGGACAUCGGUCGGUGAAACCCGGAUCUUUGCCUCGCAGGCCAGGUAGCUCAAGUGUCGCCGCAAGUCCGAACACAGCUGUGCUUCGUGGUUCGAAGGGGAACGAUCCUCCUCGCCGGCGACUUAUCGAUCGCCGCGACGAGAAUCUGAUCGACAUCCUCUCGAACCCGCGAGCUGGAAGCCGCCUCAUCAUGCUACUGGAAGCUCUAGACGCAUUGAAUCGCGCAACAGAUCGUCGACGGAUUACAAGGUACUCGACGCAGCGCAAAGCAACGUAUUCUCGUCCCAAGGCGAGCAACAAGGCUUCUGCAUUGCAUCAGAGCCAAGAUUCCAGUAAAGUGGUACAGCCCGCCAUGGUCAGGGGUGCCUCACGUUCACACCGACCCAACCUCGCGACCAAGGAGGACCGCAAUCUCGCAAAUGGCCGACGUCAUGGAGCAUCUGCAAGGGUCAAGAAGGUGGACGCCUUUGGGACUGACGAUCUCGCAGGAAUGUCUUCGGACUGGACAGAGAGAUCAGAAAAUGGCGAAACUUCUGAGCACGCGGUAGAUCUUUCGGACGACGAGGAUCAUGCGAUUCGUGCAGCACGAACGGAUCAAAUCAGCCUUGAUCCUCGUGAGGAUCUCAGGGCAAACGUCAGUCCAGGUCGCAUCGCCUUUGCGCAACCACUGCAACGUGCACUGAGCAACGAUACACCGGCCCAUUCCGCACACGACGUCCUUGUCCCUUUUCCGGUGCAGACGCAGGCGGCUGCCACACCGGCUGACGAGCGAGCUGCAGCAAGGGCAACGGACCUAUCCGGCAUUGCGAAAGCAGACGGUCAUCUGUCCAGCUCGGAUUCGGAGUCGGAAGGAGGAGCGUGGCACAGGGUUUUGCCUAGACGCAUUGGACACAGCAGUAGCCUUCGGAAAGCCAGGCAGACCACCUUGGACGGCAAGACGCACAGGAACGAAGGCGAGGGCAGAGGUAGGACAAAUUCAGAAGCGUCAGACCGGCAAGCAAGUGCACGACCUUCUUCGGCUCACAUCAACCCAUUCAGGUCGGGCAAGCCAGCAUUCAACAGAUUCUUGCGAGCGAGCACACCCGAUGCAAGCCUAGACCCGCAACAGAACCGGCGAAGUGGCACUCCAGACACCAUUCGCGAUGUCAGACUCGCUUAA